AGAAAGGAGCGUGUAAUGACUCCAUUUACAGGCGUAGUUGUAGAGCCUGACAGCUGGGGAAAGGAAGAGAGGAGAGAAGGGGGCUGGUCUCUUUCUGUUUGCCGAACCUGUUUUCUAGACGGUGGCUAGGCCAUAAUGUGUGCAUUUCGCUUGAACUUUGUUUUAGCCACUGUUUCCUUUAAUGGGGUAGAAUUGUUUUUCCAUUGAAUCCAACAUAUGCUAAUUUUCUCUUUUUAAAUAUUAAUCAUGAAAUUCUUUUUCUAGAAAUUGACUAAUGGCUAUCUGACAGCGUACAUCAAACAUGUAUUUCAGAAAUUGGAAGAAGGCACUAGAAUCUUGUAUUAGAUAGAAACACUUCUGGGGACCCGUAGCCAACUGGGGCCUUCCCAUUGCUGCCAUCAAUGACAUGAAGAAGUCCCCAGAGAUUAUUAGUGGUCGGAUGACGUUUGCUCUCUGCUGUUAUUCUCUGACGUUCAUGAGAUUCGCCUACAAGGUCCAGCCCCGGAACUGGCUGCUGUUCGCGUGCCACGCGACCAACGAGGUGGCCCAGCUUAUCCAGGGAGGUCGGCUCAUCAGACACGAGAUGAGUAAAAAGGCCUCCGCGUAGCAGUGAACAGUGAGGGCCUGCUCUCUGGAGGGACAGCAUUGCCGCCGCCACUGCCACAUCCCAGGUUCCACCUCACAGAUAGCUCACCGCGGAAAAGCAGGCUGAGUGCCGUUCCUCCCAGCCAGGCUGUUUUUCUAGAAAGAGCUGAGAGUACUUAAACCAGCUCUCUGCUGCCUUACAGGUACUGAGUAUUUCACUUCUCUUCACAAAGAGUAGCUCAAAAAUAUGCAAGCAAUUUGAUAAUUCCCAAUGAUGGUUUUAGCUGCAGUAAUACAUAUAUUCUCUGUUAGAAUUUACUUAAUGAAAACUGAGGAGAACAAAAUUGGUCACUACUAGCACUUGGAAUUUUUGACUUUAAUGAUCAUGAGACAACCAAUAGCUCACCACAUACCUAAAAUCUUAUUCCCAGGGUUGGAAAAAGUUAUCUGUGUAUUUCCAUGCAGUGUGUAUAUUGAAAUGCUGUAACUUAAUGACAAUAAAUGAUUUAAGUAUUUGUAAA
Molecule: messenger RNA, 1106 nt
Organism: Loxodonta africana (African savanna elephant)
Lineage: Eukaryota; Metazoa; Chordata; Mammalia; Proboscidea; Elephantidae
Gene: MPC1
Product: mitochondrial pyruvate carrier 1
Exons: 4
Coding region: 407-607 (66 amino acids)
Biological process (GO): pyruvate import into mitochondria
Cellular component (GO): mitochondrial inner membrane
Source: RefSeq, a predicted model, not a curated record